Messenger RNA from Alternaria arbusti, 828 nucleotides. RefSeq lists its product as uncharacterized. The record is from RefSeq and is a predicted model, not a curated record. The transcript has a single exon. Bases 1 to 828 code for a protein of 275 amino acids. NCBI's taxonomy places the organism in Eukaryota, Fungi, Ascomycota, Dothideomycetes, Pleosporales, Pleosporaceae.
AUGGACCCACAAUCUUCAACUCUCUCCCUUCUCGUACGAUCAGGCAAACCACAGUCGGGAGAGCUGUCUUCGCACUGGGAAGAUGUAGUUGAUUGUGAGAAUUUUGAAGGAGACGUCCGAUGGAUAAAAUCUUAUAACGACUGUCACCUAUGGGGACGUUGCAAUGGCUUUGACAAGCACGCGCAGGCUAUGUGGUUUGAUACUGCAGAUGAACGGUACACUUUCGUCGGUAGUGCCGAGACGCGCGCUUUCGACAUCAAGUUUCCGGCACAGGAACAACACGGUCGUGCCUGCUGCCGAGUAACAUGCGACUGGAAAGCGUUGAUGGACGCGCUGUUCACAGAGGAGAGAUACGUACGGCACAAACGCCCAGGCCCAUCUUUCUUUGAGCUUGGAGAGCAAGGCAUUCGCGCGAAUCUGGUCAAAGCCGAACGUGACAUCAUCAUCAGGACUACUGCUCCCGAGCCGGAGUCGUCGGAAAAGGCUAUCGCGGCCGAGAAGAAACUAUACGAAGAGAAUGUGAAAACGUUCUUACAAAUACAUUGUCACCAGAACGAGCAGUACAAAUCACUCUACGCUGCAGCGUUACAGGAGAGGCUGCAUCGUGUAUGGAUCAGGGGAGGUAUAGACCCUUACGCCGGCCUUAAUCAUACCAGCUUCGCUCGCUUCUGCGACUCCAACAAGCGACUGACAUUCGACCAGGAGCAAACCGGAUGUGGGAGGAUGAUGCAGAGUAGGCUUGAUAGACUCCAAGCUUUCGCCGACGGGAUAUGGGAGAGCAGGUUUGGAAGAAAGGAAGAGUUGACAAGCCACAAGGGCCGUGUGUAA